AUGAUCUUAGAACCCGGACCAUACCUGGGUCACCGCGAGAGCAGAGCUGGCCGACCAACAAAGUUUCCCAGGAUGAUGUGUAACACUCCGCUUUUAAAACGUUUGAAAAUUAGAUUGAAAGAGGAUUGCAAUCAUGUUUGGAUUAAGACGCGUCUUAGUAUCUUCAGAUGUCCUGGUCGGGUGUUCAAAUACACCCUUAAUUUCUCCUUCAUCGAGGAAUAUCCCAUCGUCCCGGUGUGGUGCUGCCUUCCAGGCCUCUUACCACACCUUUUCGACCUGUCUACUCUUUUCUCAAUUGCUAGCUGCAUUGGCAACCCUGUUGAGAUUGACGUCGCUACGGAAACUCGGUCGCCACUAUCUGUCGCACGGGUGUGUAUGGAGAUUGACCUCAGGGACGAGCUCAUCAAAAAGAUUGAGCUCGACCAAGCGGAAAAUACCACUAUCCAAAAAGUGGUCUAUGAGAGAGUCCCCCCGUUCAGCACCAUAUGCCACAUUGUAGGGCAUGGGGCUGCAGAGUGCUACACUAGGGGUAACAAGCCCCGUCCUGACCUGCCCCCUCGCUGCCGCGUAGAGAGGCGGGGCUCUGUUGCUGCCCCGUGGAGCUCUAAGAAGAAGGGUAAGGCCCCUACCCAUGGUCCUGAUCCGAUAGGACAAAAGGGCAAGGGUAAAGGCAAUGUCACCUUUGAGGACACCCGGCCCAAUGAGGCUAUCCUAGAUAGGUCUAGGCCAAAGCUACAGGCCUUUUUCCCCACAGUCCCUCUAGUCAGCACCCAUGGAUACCCACUCUCGCUUGUCUAUGCUUUACAUAGAGACGGAGGAUGGUAUACAUGCUCCCUCCGAUCACUUAGGAGCUUCGACCAGCUCCCCUUUUGA
Molecule: messenger RNA, 873 nt
Organism: Striga hermonthica
Lineage: Eukaryota; Viridiplantae; Streptophyta; Magnoliopsida; Lamiales; Orobanchaceae
Source: the annotation of a GenBank genome assembly